AUGGCCGCGAAUCAGAGUCUGGCAGGCAAGAUAGCCGUGGUUUCCGGCAGUUGUAGUGGUAUAGGGCAUGCAAUAGCAAAGGAACUCAGUGCUCGAGGGUCCCACGCUGUGAUCAACUACCCACACGCCUCCCUAGCUGAGGAAGCGGCUGCGGUAGCCGCAACUCUUAUCACCCCCGGAAUCGCGAUCGAGGCCAACAUGAGCACGGUGGACGGACCGAAGAGAUUGAUUGAGAGUGUAGUCGAGGUUUAUGGUCAUAUUGACAUUCUUGUUAAUAACGCCGCAAUUGCCAUCAACCUGCCAUUCGAAGAACAAACGCUCGAUCACUGGGAUUCUCUGGUCAACCUAAACGGCCGUGGAACCUUUCUCUUGACGCAGCAGGCUCUUUCCCGCGCUGCCCCUCCGCUGCAAACUAUUUACGCUGGAACCAAGGGCAUGGUGGAUUCGUUCACCCGGGUUUGGGCAAAGGAGCUACCCCCAAAGUAUGGAUGUACCGUCAAUGCCGUGUCCCCCGGCCCUACUGCGACGCAAGGUUUUUUGAGCGCUGGGGAUGAAGCAAUGAAGGUUCUAGGGCCUACAAUUGAAGCAACGCCAGCAGAGAAAAGGCUUGGCCAGCCAGAAGAGAUAGCGGACGCAGUGGCGUUUCUUUGUGAAGAACGAUCACGAUGGGUCAAUGGAGAACACAUGUUCGUUAACGGGGGGCUUUACAUGGACUGA
Colletotrichum godetiae is the source of this 717-nucleotide messenger RNA. RefSeq lists its product as uncharacterized. The record is from RefSeq and is a predicted model, not a curated record. The transcript has 2 exons. Bases 1 to 717 code for a protein of 238 amino acids. Lineage: Eukaryota; Fungi; Ascomycota; Sordariomycetes; Glomerellales; Glomerellaceae.